AAAAGAUAUAAUUUGAAACUGAAAGUAGAACGGAAAAGUUGGACAGUGUAACCAUGGAAACCAUCAAUAAGCCAUCAGCCUUGCCCCCAGACUGGACUGACGACAUGAAAAUGACCGUCAUGUUUUCACCUUUCCGAGACAAAAACCUCAAUCCAAAGUCAUGGGAUCAGAAGAUUAAGUUCUGGUCAGAACUGAUUGUGGAAGAGUGCAAGCAGUCCCAGCAGGCUCUGAUAAACGUGCAGCAACUGAGGGAGAAGUUUCGCAGGAAGGAGAAAUCUCCAUCAUGCCUGGAUACCGUGCUCCAGGAGAUGCUCAAUAAGGGCCAGGUGAAGAAGUUGUCUGACCUGACUGUGGAGGGCAGUGAUGGCUGGUUGUCAUGGGGAUACAACAGACUCGUGAAGAAACCAGUCGGCUGGAGUCUCAAAUGGUUGUCACGGGAACAAGAACAAAAGCAGCCUCCUGAAACAUACGUCAUUAUGGAUGUCAUUAAGAGAAAGGCGGAAGAGCUGGUAGAAAGACGCCAUCGGCUGAGUGAGGCGCGUGUCUCUGGGAUCGUGGAGUACGACACAUUGCAGGCAGAGCAAACAGACCUGUGCCCCACCUCCAUGGAGUUUAAUCUUGUUAUGAGACAGCUAGAGGCCAGUAAACAGGUGGUCAUACAGACGCAAGAGGAUGGUAAUAAGAUUGUAAAGUUCAUAGAAAAAGAAGCACAGAAAAAAAAGAUAGAUGAGCAGGACUUGCAUAUACACAGGAUUCAAAAAGCUCAUGAUGAUUUAAAAAGUAAAAUAGAAACAUUGUUGACAGAGACAAAAAGGCUUGCGGCUGAAGCUAUUGCAUAUAAACAGAAAGGCAUGACAAAAUUGGCAAUGAGCUGCAUGCGUAAGCGUCGUUUGGGGCUGUCCCGGGUUGACAAGUUGACAGGUUCCAUGGAUACACUUGACAACAUUCUCCACCGCAUCAAGGAGGCAGAAAGCAAUGAAAUGGUGCUGAAAGCUAUCGAGGGUGGUACAAAGGCUCUACAAGGUCUCAACUCGCGCACCAGCGCCGACGAUGUCUCCUCCGUCAUGGACAACCUGGCUGAUGCGACUCAGACCCAAGAAGAGAUCCUGAUGGAGCUAAGCACAGCAUCAUAUAUAGACGAACCCUCUCAGGAGGAAUUGGAGGAGGAGCUGUCAAUCAUUCUGCAGGAUGACACGCCUCCACGGCAACAGAACACUCCCACUAGGCUACAGGACACGCCUACUGGAUUGCCAGACACACCCACUGGGUUACCUGAUGUACCUAGUGGAUUUAGAACGGAUCGUGGCCAUGUGGAUGGAAGUUUCAAGGAUAGUGGCAGUUUGUCAGAUCUAAACAAGAUGCUAGAUGACCUCCAGCUACCGGAUGUUCCAACAACUUCACCAUCAGCAACCAAACACACAGACAGACAGGCACUCACCUCCUAGCACUCUGACAGACAGACAGGUGCUCACCUCCUAGCACAAAGGGACAUGUACAUUCUCGACUGAUGCUCUCUGUGUGCAAUAAGGUCUACAUAUAAUGCAGUUGGAAGUUGAUAAAUAAGUGAACUGUAAUUAAUAUGUUUGACAGUACCAAGAACAAUAUAAAUACACAUAUAUACAUGUAUGCUGAUAAUGAUAAUGGUUCUAAAUCAUUGUUUUGCCAUAAAAGGUAGUUUUUAAAAGCUUUUCCCCACUUGUUUGAAUACUGAUUAUGAUUCACAUUUUUGUAUAGUCUGCAAAGCAUGGCUUACACAUAAUAUUGGCUUUGUCUGUCACCGUCCAUGUUGUUAUCACACUUUUGUUUCUGAUCAAGAACUUUUUUUAAAGAAUUGGUGAAGUCUUCAAACUUGUUAUGCACACUGGCCAUGGUUAGUAUAUGACCCCUUUUGAUUUUGGGGUCAAUUGAUUUGUCGUGGUGACCUUUACUAGAAAACUUACAGGCCUUCUGGUAUAUAGCUUUUUAAAGGCUUGAUGUUAAACUUGGUAUAAACAUUGGCCAUGGCCAUGAGAUGACAUUUUUUUGAAAUUGGGGUCAAUAGGUCAAAGUUCAAGUUCAGUGGUAUUUGUGUUAAAUUACAGGCUUUCCUAGAGGGCGACACAGCUGAUUAGCAAACUUCUGGUUGUAUUGAUUCUUUUAAAUAUGUAUGUCCUAAGAGCAAUUUUUCUAAAAAAAACACCUUUAUUUUUAAAUCACAUGUAUACAUGAAUUACUUUGUAUGUAAAAGGAACUCAAACUGUCAAAAAUUAUCUACCUGUAUAUUGAUCAGUUCAUAUGUGGAAAAUGAAGUUCAGUGGUAUUUGUGUUAAAUUACAGGCUUUCCUAGAGGGCGACACAGCUGAUUAGCGAACUUCUGGUUGUAUCGAUUCUUUUAAAUAUGUAUGUCCUAAGAGCAAUUUUUCUAAAAAAAACCACCUUUAUUUUUAAAUCACAUGUAUACAUGAAAAGACACAUGCAUUACUUUGUAUGUAAAAGGAACUCAAUCUGUGAUGUCAAAAAUUAUCUACCUGUAUAUUGAUCAGUUCAUAUGUGGAAUGAAAUUAUUGUUCUGUGUAUAUAAAGUCUUAUUUCAAAUAAAUUAUAUUGAUUUCA
Mya arenaria is the source of this 2592-nucleotide messenger RNA. RefSeq names its product charged multivesicular body protein 7-like. The coding region runs from base 54 to 1445 and encodes 463 amino acids. Gene Ontology annotation, biological process: vesicle budding from membrane; late endosome to vacuole transport via multivesicular body sorting pathway. The record is from RefSeq and is a predicted model, not a curated record. NCBI's taxonomy places the organism in Eukaryota, Metazoa, Mollusca, Bivalvia, Myida, Myidae. Gene Ontology annotation, cellular component: multivesicular body. The transcript has 11 exons.